Molecule: messenger RNA, 684 nt
Organism: Dermacentor andersoni
Lineage: Eukaryota; Metazoa; Arthropoda; Arachnida; Ixodida; Ixodidae
Source: RefSeq, a predicted model, not a curated record
GCAAUUUUAUUGGCUGCAGCAAGAGAAGAAUGAAAAAAAUGGAACUUCGGAAAGCGCAGGAAAGAAGAGGACACAGGUGCAGGCAGACAUCUCGGCUUAUUGUUGGGCGCCUUUCAUCUUUUCGACACCGACAAAACGCUGGCGAAGCCCGGCGUUUUAGAACACAGCUCUUCAGCCGCGGGGCGCCGGCAGCGCCGAUGCAAACCGCGCUCCGCCGGAUUCGGAGGAGCGCGUUCGGGGGUUCGCGAUUUGCUGCGACGGAGUGACAUGAUGGCGAACGCCGGGUCGCCAUUGGCUGCGGCGGCUGGCGUGGUCGCCUCUCCCCUCCCAACUUCCACGGCGUUUCCUUCGUCGUCAGUUGCGCUUGCUGCCUUCGUCUGUGAUGGUGUUAUAACCGAUGCUCUGCGAAAGAAGUGCUCUUACCAGGAUGGCCGUCUUGAGAGCGAUGUCGCAGUCAGGGAAGGAAGCGGCCGACGCGGUGAAGGCUCCUCGUGUGCCGCCCGGACUUCGAAGCAGGAGUCGGCGCGUCAACAGCUGGUGGAAGUUGGCGGCCUCCGCAUUUGCCGCCUCGGCUUGCUGCCCCUGCCGCGCAUAGUCGGCGGCUGUCCUGCAGACCGCGUCCUCGAGCACCUGUUGGCGGGGUGGCCUGCGGGGCUGCUGCCGAGCUGAUGGUCCGUAAAAAUA